Messenger RNA from Salvia miltiorrhiza (redroot sage), 582 nucleotides. RefSeq lists its product as uncharacterized. Gene Ontology annotation, molecular function: nucleic acid binding. Lineage: Eukaryota; Viridiplantae; Streptophyta; Magnoliopsida; Lamiales; Lamiaceae. The transcript is spliced from 2 exons. The record is from RefSeq and is a predicted model, not a curated record. Bases 1 to 582 code for a protein of 193 amino acids.
AUGCGGGGACCAGCUUACCACCCACAAGCCAAUGGACAGGCCGAACUCUCAAAUCGCAUUAUCAAGACGAUUUUGCGAAAGACUGUUGGCCCUACAGGGAAGGACUGGAGUCUUAAGUUGGAAGAUGCCUUAUGGGCAUAUCGCACUGCAUACAAGACUCCAUUCGGGAUGUCACCAUAUCGGAUGGUGUAUGGCAAGAGGUGCCAUCUACCGGUGGAAUUGGAGCACAAGGCCUUCUGGGCAGUGAACAAAGUGAAUUAUGACUGGGAUAAGGCAGGGCAAGCAAGAAAGCUAGAAAUCCAAGAGCUCGAAGAAAUCAGAAGAGAGGCAUACGACAAUGUUGUCCUCUACAAGGAAAGAAUGAAGAAAAGCCACGAUGCCUUGAUCAUAAACAAGCAAUUCAGUUUUGGGCAAAAGGUUUUCCUGUACCAAACAAGGUUCAAAUUUGCACAAGGCAAACUGAGUACCAAAUGGACCGGCCCAUUUGAAGUGCAAACCCAAUUCCCAAAUGGGGCCGUCGAGAUCAAGAAUCCAAAGUCUGGAAGAGUGUUCAAGGUGAAUGGACAAAGGUUGAAGGCCUAG